Molecule: messenger RNA, 570 nt
Organism: Seminavis robusta
Lineage: Eukaryota; Bacillariophyta; Bacillariophyceae; Naviculales; Naviculaceae
Source: the annotation of a GenBank genome assembly
AUGAAGACCAUCUCAAUCAUCAUUUUCUUUGCCCUACUCUUCUUUGCCAAGGCGCAGGAAGCAUCUUCCGGAGGCCUGCGUGGCAACAGCUUCAAUGUAGACUCAUCAACAACUGUCGCUUCAGCUACAGACAUAACAGUCGCUGAAAACACAGUCAACACUGACAAAGCAAAAGCUGAGAAAGGAGAGAACCGAUCAGUCCUCAUCACAAUCCAAUAUGAUAGCAAGUUUCAAGUUGAGACGCACGAAUUCGAAUUGAUUGAAAAUAGAGCGGAUGGCUGGAACACGAGAAUGCGGGGGCAUUUCCCUUGGUCGGGAUUUGUUGCACGAAAAUGCAAUAAUCUGCACUCAGGAGGGAGGUACACAUUUCUUAUGAAGCCACAAGUCCCAGAAUCCACUCGCAUGGAAUCAGGCAACGUCAAGGUUCAGAUUUUGGAUAUCACUGAAGUGCAGCACCUCCAAGGCGUUGAGAGCUUGAUCCAACAAGGAACGAUUGUAUACUCCUUUGAGGAGUCGGUGCCGCGCUUAGUCGAAGCAGCAGACGAGAUCGUCUUUGAUUUCUCCUUGUAA